AAUGACAUCAUGUCUCCUCCACAUGUUUUCGUUUUUGAAUGUUAGGAAAAUAUUGCAAUACAAGCCAGAAUUAUUUGCAUAAUUUUUUACGAGAAUUAUAGUAUUUAUGUUCCCUAUCUCAAAAGUUACAUUUUAAAUUUCGUAUGAAUUUUAAAGGAUGAUUGUGUUAAAAUGUUUGCAAUAUUGAAUCUUGGAAUAUAUUUAAUUAAAAGGAAAAAUAUUCUUGGUUUCAAAUAUAUUCGUUUUAAAUCAUCGCAAACAAAUUUAAAAAACAAUGCUGUACCGAAAGAAAUUAUUGCACUUCGAACGAAGAAACUCUCUGAAAUACUUGACUGUUCAAAACACACUGCUAGAGAAUUAGUUUCUAGAAAUCACAAUAUUUUAUCUCUUGAUUUCGAACAAUUUAUUAUAAAUGCUACUUUUUGCAGUAAAUAUUUAAGAUUAAGUGAUGUCAUCGAAUUUCCUUGUUUAAUGAACUUAGAAUCAAGUCUACUGCAACAUCGAUAUUUUUCUCUCAAAGAAUUGGGAUGCUCGAAUCUCUCAGCUUAUAAUAUUUUGACGUUCCCACAAAUUAUCAAGCAAACUCCAAAAGUACUAGCAGAAAACAACAUUCAUUUUGAUUUCCAUCAUGAGUUGGAUCAUUUCAUGAGUUUUUUAUCAAGCUGUGAUCUAACAGAUCAAAAUGAAAUUAAACUUAGAUUAGAGAAAAUGUUUCAGGAUGACAGCAGUAUGUGGAAGAUCAGAGAAGCUAUGAAUGCUGAGUUUAUCUCUUCCAAAUUGAAUUGUUCUUUAGCUAAAGCCCAUCAGUUGUUUCGUAGAUAUCCUCCAUUAAGACUACAAAGUGUUUCCAACACUGCUCAUUUGUUAGAUCUAUUAUUUCAAAGGUUAAAAUUUACAAUACCAAAAGUUUUUCAAGCUCCUAAACUACUUUCUGUCCAUUAUGAAACAGCAGAAUAUUUUUUAGAUAAGCUUCCCGAAAUUCUAGGUAUUGACAUUAUUGAACUGACUCAGAAGUAUCCCUUGAUUUUGAGAAGAUCCAUAAAUACCAUUCGAGAAGUGGAAGAAAUAUUAAGAAAAUUCAACAUCACCGAUAAACAAGUUUUGAACUGUCCAAAAAUCAUCAGUUUUACUCCAAGAACUCUGGAAGAAAGAUUGGAAUACUUGUGUACAUCAGAAGAUUUUGCACUAUUGAAAUCUUACAAGAAAUUUUUAUGGCUGGUUUAUCAUUAUGGCAAUUUGAACACUCGGCUAGAGGCUCUAAAAGCAUUAGAUUUACCUCGAUCUAUUAAUGCUUUUAUUGCUACAAAUUCAAACUUUCAGAAUUAUCUUUCUUUCAGCAAAAGUCGCUCAAAUGUAGAUGAUGUAUGCCAGUACCUUGCUGAAUUUUUCAAGUGCAGUACUAAUGAUGUUUCACACAAACUACGUGAAUUUCCCAAUGCACAUAAUGCUUGUUUAGCUAAUACUACACAAAUUGUGCAUUUCUUACUUGGAGCUGGUGUAACUAAGCAACAGAUUUACAAGGGAUUAGGAAUAAUACUAUAUAACUUUGACAUUGUUAAAGAUAAUUUUAAAGAAUUAAGAAAUUCACCAGCAUUAAUAAACCAGCCAUUUACGUACUGGAUUUCUCAUUACAAUUUGAUUCAGCUGUUGAUUUAUACUAUUGAGAGAAAAAAUAAUUUCAAAGAGAGUCGGUCAUAUAAAGUAAAUAGUAAAUAUCUGGAUUCAAAUGAAUUAGCUAUAUCUAGCUAUGGGUAAUGGCAUUCUUUGAGAAAUGCAUUGAAAAUUGCAUUGUGAAUACAUUUAAUGUAUAAAGCAAUCGUUGUGUGAUUCAUAAGAUACCUUAUAAUAUUUGUAAAUAAUUAAAUUUAUUGUACAAUAUUUUGGCAUUUGAUUAAACAUGUAAAAGUGA
Molecule: messenger RNA, 1909 nt
Organism: Argiope bruennichi
Lineage: Eukaryota; Metazoa; Arthropoda; Arachnida; Araneae; Araneidae
Gene: mTerf5
Exons: 3
Coding region: 172-1755 (527 amino acids)
Biological process (GO): termination of mitochondrial transcription; regulation of DNA-templated transcription
Cellular component (GO): mitochondrial matrix
Molecular function (GO): double-stranded DNA binding
Source: RefSeq, a predicted model, not a curated record